AUGCCUUAUGGGCAUCUUAUUGAUGUGGCGUUAAGACAAUACUCCCUUUCCCCCCAGUGGCCAGCCUCCAGAAUACAUUUCCGCUGCUUUCCUUACUCUCCCCUACCCGUGGUGCACGACGGGAGUCGCAUCGUGCUGACGUGCGGCGCGGCCCAGGCGGGGUGCGAGUGGCGCAGUCGGAGCCCGCUGCGGCCCCCGAGGAAGCGAGGAGGCGGCGGCGGCUGUGGCAAGGCAGAAGAGGAGGCAAGGCGAGGUAGCGACUCCAGGUCCCGGAGGACUCAGGACCCCGAAAAGCAGUCGCAGAAACCACCCCCCCUCCCCGACCCGACCCGGCGGGCGGAGGCGGAGGAGGAGUCGGCGGCGGCGGGAGCGGUGGUGCCCCCUGGGCACGGGGCCAUGUACAACGGGAUCGGGCUGCCGACGCCCCGGGGCAGCGGCACCAACGGCUACGUCCAGCGCAACCUGUCCCUGGUGCGGGGUCGGAGGGGUGAGCGGCCUGACUACAAGGGCGAGGAAGAACUGCGGCGCCUGGAGGCUGCCCUGGUGAAGCGGCCUAACCCUGACAUCCUGGACCACGAGCGCAAGCGGCGCGUCGAGCUGCGAUGCCUCGAGCUGGAAGAGAUGAUGGAAGAGCAGGGGUACGAGGAACAACAGAUCCAAGAGAAAGUGGCAACCUUCCGACUCAUGUUGCUGGAGAAGGAUGUGAAUCCUGGGGGCAAAGAAGAGACCCCAGGGCAGAGACCUGUAGUAACUGAGACUCACCAGCUGGCAGAGUUAAAUGAGAAGAAGAAUGAGCGGCUCCGAGCCGCCUUUGGUAUCAGUGACUCUUAUGUUGAUGGUAGCUCCUUUGACCCCCAGCGUCGGGCUCGAGAGGCCAAGCAACCAGCAGCAGAACCUCCUAAACCUUAUAGUCUUGUUCGGGAGUCUAGUAGCUCACGAUCUCCUACCCCAAAGCAAAAGAAGAAGAAAAAGAAGAAAGACAGAGGCCGCAGGUCAGAGAGUAGCUCUCCUCGAAGGGAGAGGAAAAAGAGUUCGAAGAAGAAGAAGCACAGGUCAGAGUCUGAGUCCAAGAAACGGAAACAUAGGUCUCCUACUCCAAAGAGCAAACGCAAAUCUAAGGACAAGAAACGGAAAAGGUCUCGAAGUAUAUCACCUGCUCCAAAGAGCCGCCGGGGUCAUCGUUCAACCUCAGCUGAUUCUGCCUCGUCUUCUGACACCUCCCGCAGUCGGUCUAGAAGUGCUGCAGCUAAACCCCGUACAACCACCUUGACUCAACGCAGCUCCUCUCCUGUUACACGUCGCCAUGGAGAGGGAGAUGCUCCAUCCAGGGAAUCUGCAGCCAUCAGCACAGAGCGGCUCCACAGCCCUGAGGUGCCGCCUCCUACUCUACGGUCCAGCAGUCCCCAUGAGGAUAAAGAUAAGGAAAAAGAAAAAGACAAGAGGGAGAAAGCUGCCCAGCAUCUCCUCAACCAACCAAAGCUCCCCGACAUGGCAGUUCCUCACCUGAAAGUCCCCCCAAACCCGCACCAGCUCCUGCUCCUCGCCGGGAGCUUUCUCCUUCCCCCACAACCAAGAGCAGCCGUUCACGGGGACGUGCAAAGCGGGACAAAUCAAGAUCUCACACCCCUACCCGUAGGGUGGGAAGGUCUCGCAGCCCUGCCACUACUCGAAGGGGACGAUCACGGUCCCGGACCCCUAACAGGAGGGGUCGUUCUCGAUCUAGGACCCCACAAUGGCGUAGGUCACGGUCCCCACAGCGAUGGGGAAGAUCUAGAAGUCCACAGAGGCGAGGCCGCUCGAGGUCUCCUCAACGGCCUGGCUGGUCUAGAAGCAGGAAUGCUCAAAGGCGAGGAAGAUCUAGGUCAGCAGCAAGGCGAGGCAGGUCACGCUCUAGAUCCCCAGCUACCCGGGGAAGAUCUCGGUCUAGAACACCAGCUCGGAGGGGCAGAUCUCGCUCUAGGACACCUGCCAGACGGAGGUCUCGCUCUAGGACACCUGCCAGACGGAGGUCUCGCUCUAGAACUCCAGCCCGUCGUGGUAGGUCUCGUUCCAGAACGCCUGCUAGACGAAGGUCUCGUACCAGAUCACCAGUACGACGGAGAUCCCGAACCCGAUCACCAGCCAGACGAGGUGGCAGGUCCCGUUCCAGAACACCUGCUAGACGAGGGGGAAGGUCUCGCUCUAGGACUCCAGCUAGACGAGGUGGCAGAUCCCGUUCCAGGACCCCUGCCAGGCGUGGUAGAUCCCGUUCCAGGACCCCAGCAAGACGUGGACGAACUCGUUCUAGAACCCCAGCCAGACGAGGGAGAUCUCGUACUAGAAGCCCGGUCCGCCGUGGAAGAUCUCAUUCUAGGACACCACAAAGAAGAGGCCGGUCUGGCUCAUCAUCAGAGCGGAAAAACAAAUCAAGAACAUCUCAGAGGAGGAGUAGAUCUAACUCCAGUCCAGAAAUGAAAAAGUCUCGCAUUU
Molecule: messenger RNA, 2469 nt
Organism: Gracilinanus agilis (Agile Gracile Mouse Opossum)
Lineage: Eukaryota; Metazoa; Chordata; Mammalia; Didelphimorphia; Didelphidae
Gene: SRRM2
Product: serine/arginine repetitive matrix 2
Exons: 12
Coding region: 1-2454 (817 amino acids)
Molecular function (GO): mRNA binding
Source: RefSeq, a predicted model, not a curated record